Molecule: messenger RNA, 381 nt
Organism: Paramuricea clavata
Lineage: Eukaryota; Metazoa; Cnidaria; Anthozoa; Malacalcyonacea; Plexauridae
Source: the annotation of a GenBank genome assembly
AUGAAGGACUUUCAAGUUCAUCUACAUAUCGAUCCCUCCGUACCCCCUGUGACGCAACCUCAUCGGAGAAUUCCGUUCCACCUUCGCAAAAAGCUCGAUAUCGAACUUGACAAACUUGAACGCCAGGGUAUUAUCGAACCGGUUGAUGGCCCAACUCCUUGGGUGUCCCCUCUCGUUGUGACACCAAAACCAAAGAACCCUGAUGAGAUUCGCCUUUGUAUCGACAUGAGCCAACCCAAUCGUGCGAUCCUUCGUGAACGUCAUCUUACACCGACUAUUGAUGACCUAAUUCAUGAUCUACACGGUGCCACUGUCUUCUCUAAAAUUGAUUUGAACUCUGGUUACCACCAACUCGAACUCGCCCCCGUUCAGACCCCCUAA